UAAAAUAAUCCAUCGGGUGCGGCAAUCUUCUUCAAUUACUUUUAUCUUGGGGACCAAGUGCCGUCACUGUGAGAAAUAACGGUCAACAUGGCGGCUACGAUCACAGGCGGAGGAAUUGGACUAUGGCUAUCAUCUUCUUCUACCUCACAAAGACGAAAUCCUCCAUGGAGAUCGUUUCGUUGCGGUGUGAAAAUGGCACUCUCCGUUGACGAGAAGAACACUUACACUCUAAAGAAAUCUGAAGAAGCUUUCGCUCUCGCCAAGGAGAUGAUGCCCGGAGGUGUAAAUUCACCUGUACGGGCUUUUAACUCCGUUGGUGGACAACCUAUAGUGAUGGAUUCUGUUAAGGGCUCUCAUAUGUGGGACAUUGACGGCAAUGAGUAUAUCGACUAUGUGGGUUCUUGGGGUCCAGCAAUAAUUGGUCAUGCGGAUGAUCAGGUACUUACAGCCUUGGCUGAAACAAUGAAGAAAGGUACCAGCUUUGGUGCCCCUUGCCUUCUAGAGAACGAACUAGCAGGGAUGGUUAUUAAAGCAGUUCCAAGUAUAGAAAUGGUACGAUUUGUCAAUUCAGGCACAGAGGCUUGCAUGGGUGUGCUUCGCCUAGCCCGUGCUUUCACUGGAAAGGAGAAACUUAUCAAGUUUGAGGGUUGUUACCAUGGCCAUGCUGAUCCUUUCCUUGUCAAGGCCGGAAGCGGUGUUGCUACAUUAGGCCUGCCAGACUCACCUGGUGUCCCGAAAGCAGCAACCUAUGAAACUUUAACAGCCCCCUUCAAUGACUUAGCUGCGGUGCAAGAUCUUUUUGAGAAAAACAAAGGGGAGAUUGCAGCAAUAAUCCUAGAACCUGUUGUCGGAAAUUCUGGUUUUAUUGUACCUAAACCAGACUUUCUUGAUGCUAUCCGCAGGAUAACCAAAGAAAAUGAUGCGCUUCUAAUAUUUGAUGAAGUUAUGACUGGAUUCCGUUUGUCAUAUGGUGGAGCUCAGGAGUAUUUUGGCAUAACACCUGAUCUAUCAACACUUGGCAAGAUCAUUGGCGGUGGCCUACCAGUUGGUGCAUAUGGAGGCAGAAGGGAGAUUAUGGAAAUGGUUGCGCCCUCGGGACCAAUGUAUCAGGCUGGAACAUUAAGUGGGAAUCCAUUGGCAAUGACUGCUGGGAUACACACUUUAAAACGGUUGCAGGAGCCAGGAAGCUACGAGUACUUGGAUAAGAUAACAGGUGAACUUGUCCGAGGUAUUCUUGAUGCUGGCAAGAGGGCUGGGCAUGCUAUGUGCGGCGGGCAUAUACGUGGCAUGUUUGGCUUUUUCUUCACAGAAGGACCUGUUUAUAACUUUGAUGAUGCAAAGAAAAGCGACACCUCGAAAUUUGCCAGGUUUUACCAGCGAAUGCUAGAGGAGGGCGUAUACUUCGCUCCUUCACAAUUUGAGGCUGGGUUCACUAGCUUGGCACAUACUGCUGAAGAUAUCCAACACACAAUAACAGCAGCCGAGAAAGUUUUCCGGCAGAUCUAGAUUUUAAAUAUUUGCCCCUCAGGUCAUGGACCUAUUCCUUUUUAUCCCUUUCCAUUUCGUUUCACACUAUCACUUUUUUGAACACCUUAACCUUUAUAGGAAUGAAUCGGCAAUUUAAUUUAACCAGUUCAAUUCAGUGAGAGUGUAUUUAUUUUUGUCCUGGAUGUGGGAGCUUUUCUAUGGUUGUAAUUGUGUGUAUCAUUUGAUGAUAAUAUAACCUUUUUACGA
Messenger RNA from Manihot esculenta (cassava), 1734 nucleotides. RefSeq names its product glutamate-1-semialdehyde 2,1-aminomutase, chloroplastic. The transcript is spliced from 3 exons. Lineage: Eukaryota; Viridiplantae; Streptophyta; Magnoliopsida; Malpighiales; Euphorbiaceae. Bases 88 to 1506 code for a protein of 472 amino acids. Gene Ontology annotation, biological process: tetrapyrrole biosynthetic process. The record is from RefSeq and is a predicted model, not a curated record. Gene Ontology annotation, molecular function: glutamate-1-semialdehyde 2,1-aminomutase activity; transaminase activity; pyridoxal phosphate binding. Gene Ontology annotation, cellular component: chloroplast.